Auanema sp. JU1783 is the source of this 3282-nucleotide messenger RNA. The record is from the annotation of a GenBank genome assembly. NCBI's taxonomy places the organism in Eukaryota, Metazoa, Nematoda, Chromadorea, Rhabditida, Rhabditidae.
AUGUCUCAGUUUGGAGGUGGCGGAAAGCCAGGAGCAUGGGGGCGACCUACCGGAGGCGCUCAGCUCCCGAAUUUUGGUGGGAUUGGGGGAGUUGGUAGUUUUCCUAUGAUGGGCAUGAGUGUACCUAUGAUAAAUCAAGCAGCUUUUUCUCAAACAGGCAUGAUGGGGAUGGGUGUGAUGGGUGCAGUACCGCAACAGCAACAAAGAACUGCCGCUGCUGCUGCAGCAUCUUCGGCCGCUGCAUUGAACACUUCAAAUGCUGCUGGUAAAAACAGAACCUUCGUCGGUGUUGUCACUAAAAUGCAUGAUAGUUAUGGCUUCGUAGAUGACGACGUAUUCUUCCAGCAUUCGGUCAUAAGGGGAUCACAGCCUCGAGUUGGAGACAAAGUGAUGGUUGAGGCCAGCUACAAUCCUCAAAUGCCAUUCAAGUGGAAUGCUUAUAGAAUUCAACAUCUCUCAGGAUCAUCUACUAAUGAGGCUCACAGUGGCACGCAGGCUCGAGUUGCAUCGCCUAUGACUAAUCCUCCUAGGAACAACCAACAGUCUAGUUCGAGAUGGGGGUCGAAUGCUAUGUCAGAUAGGAACGGGUCCCGUUCAUCACCUCCUCGUCGUCGAUCUCCUCCCAGAAGAAGUCCAAGACGUAGUCCGCCGAGAAAUAUGGGUGGUCCUCCCAAGAGAAGGUCGCGUUCCCCACAAAGACGUUCUCCACCACCGGUUCGUAGGGCAUCUCCUCCCAGAGAUCGUAAAAGACCUUCAGCCGCUCCUUCUUCAAGAAGAGAUACUCCUUCUCCACCCAGAAGAAGAGCUCGAAUUAUUCCUAGAUACGAAUGUCGUGUGAAUAAACCUGUGCUCACAAGCGAACAAAUUUCUUUAGUUCAAGUGAAAUCCCGUUAUUCUAAACUUUAUAUACCUUCUGAUUUUGUUGAUCUUACUCCUGAUUGGGUCAAGCGUGUCCCACUUGAUAGUCCCAUUGAUUUUACAAAUUCUGUAUCUUUCCAUGUUUUGCACAAAGAUGUAGACUAUAUUCCUGUGGAUAAUGAAAAGGAAGCUCCAUUGGAGCCCGAAGAUUUUGAUCAUCGCCACCAAGUCAAAGUUCUACUUAUGAGUCAUAAUGGCAAACAAGAGAUAAUGAAGAAGGCUUUCGGUCUUCUAGCGGAUGGAUCUUUAGAUGAUUCCCAUGAAGUCACAUCUUUAUUGAAACAAAUUCAAUUUUUAGUUGGCGUUCGAGGCAAAGAAUUCAUGGCUAUCGGAGGAAGCUAUUCCCCCUCACUUGAUGGUCCAGACCCUGCUAAUCCCGGAACCCUGAUCAAGACGGCUAUUCGCACAACGAAGGCGCUGACUGGUGUGGAUUUGAGUGGUGUUCCGCAAUGGUACUCGCUGGUGCAGGUUCGCUAUUAUCGCGCGGACAAAGAUCGAGUGGAUCGCGUACAUCUACUCUGGCCUGAUACCCAACUUUUGAUGCCACCAGAAGAAACAUGGAAUGCACAAACAGCUGCACUCCGCUUGCAAUGCGAACAGAAACUUACAGCAAUAGAAGAAAUGAGCUUAAAAGAAGAAAAGGACAACCAGCAGCCACAAGUCCAGCAACAGGCAUCUACUGUUAAGGAAAUCUCAACUCCAACAAAGGACGCUUCGAAAGAUGAACCGAUGGAAACACCACUUUCUGUUGCCGAAAGUGAUGUCGAGAUGAGCUCUACUGAGAAACCGAAGCCAGCUGCAAGCCAUUGGAAUGACUUAGAUGUUAAAACAAUGAAGGUUGCUGAGCUGAAAGCCGAAUUGGACGCCCGUGGUUUGGAAAACAGAGGCAUCAAGAAUGUUCUCGCUCAAAGACUUCAAGAAGCUCUGGAUAAGGAACAGGAGUUGGAAGAAGACGGUCCUCCUGAAGAACCGAUGGAAAUAAAAGAAGAACCUAAAGAGGAAGUUGUCGAAGUCAAAGUAGAAGAGAUUCCAAAAACCGAAGAGGAAUUAAAGAAGGAAGCUGAAGAAAUUGCGAAAAAAGCAGAAAAGCUGGAAAAAGAAAAGAAAGAAAAGAAGGCUGCUGUUGAGAAACAUUAUAAUAUUCCUAAAGAACAAAAGAUAUUCGUUUUCCCAUCUAAAACUGCUAAGAAUGGAAAGUUUGACUGCCGUGUAGUAUCCUUACAUUCGCUUCUUGAGUAUCGUAAUGAUGAUAACAAGGAAUCCCAAUUCGAAGUGUCGUUGUUCGCUGAAGCUUUUAAGGAACUUCUAGAAAGACUUGCAGCUUUCAAAAUUUAUCAAUCUGUCGUUAAUGCGGCAGACAGAGAUGCUGAGAAAAAAAGAAAAGAUGAAGCUAAAGGUCUCGGAGAGAAGGAAAAGAGCGAGAAUGCAGAAGAAGAUAAGGAUAAGAAAGAAGAGGAGAAACCAGAAAAAAUUGAGCUCAAGUCCGUUGUUUCAGACAGGAGUUUGUUUGAAGCUUGUGUUGCCUACGAUGGCAAUCUCUGCGGCUAUAUCGGCGACAGAGAUUUGGAAGAAAUUUUUAUGAACUGCGAGUUUGGGCUCACACGUGGCCAGAUCUCCAAAUUGGUUCAUAGAAUAUGUAGUAGAGAACGCUUUAAUUAUAGAGAUCUCACCGACAACCUGGUCGAUACUGAUGGAAAUGUAAGGUUCACCCCAGGACAAGUUGAGCAGCCAACAUCAACGGAGACACUGCUUAGAGGAUACGGAUUAGCGUAUAUAGAAUCUGAGAAAGCAUUGGAUGGCUCUACGGAAAAUGUAGCGAAUGGCCAGAUGGUCGUUAUCAACGGCAACGUCAUAAAUGUUGAGCAGAAAUUAGCAUUGUUGAAGAAAAGUGAACAGGAGAGAGAUCAAGCACGAGCUGCUUUCAAUGAACAGACCUCUCUGUUGAGCCAGCUACGUGAAGCAAAACAAGACUUGGAAAAGAAAAAGAAAGACCUUGAACGUGAUUUGGAUAAAACAAAAAAGAAACUCAGUGAAACUGGGUCAACUCUGAAAGCAUCCCUUGACGAUACUGCACAUUUCAAAACCGCCUUAGCAGAUGUUAAACGUUAUGCUGAAAGAGUCCUCAGUGUUGUUGACAAAGCCUGUCCACCUACUCCUAAGAAGGAAGAUAAGGAAAAGAAAACCGAAGAGAAGGAUAAGUCGAAGGAGUCUAAGGAGAAACAGGAAAAACCUGAAGAGCCUACUAUACCUGCUGAAGUUCUUGUAUUGUCUGAUGAGGCUGGUCCUGAAGCAGGAGAAGCUGCAGUUGAUGAGAAAUCGCGUGAUAACUUCCAACCAACCAAAGACGAACCAGUGGUUCUCUAA